AUGAAGUUCUUGUGGCCGAUAGUGCUUUCAGUGAUUGGUGCGGUGGCUUAUCCUCAGUCACAUACAGUAGUGAUAACGCAGGUUCCACCACCACCGAAGGUGGUCCCAGUUAACCGAACCUUGGUAUCAUCGGGUUCGCUAAUGGACAGCGACCUGAAGCGAGUUGCCACGAUUGGGAUCCUCUUCGGAGCGGUUCAGGGUGAAGCACAAAUGGAGAAAAAACUCAACCGGCAGCUGACCGAACUGAGUCGGGCGUUCAAUGUCAGCAGAUCGGAGGUGAAGGCUCGAAAAGUGGCUGCCAUCGAGCGGACAAUGCAACGGGACCAAGUCGCCGUCAGGAUACUGAGCGAAGCGCUGAAUUUGGCCAUGAAACCGAUGACCUACGAGCAGUAUAAACGGGAGAUGAGUAAACUUGCUGAGCGGGAAAAACACUCGCUGGGAGUUCGUCUGCUGCCGAUGACGGUGGUGCGGAAAACUUCAGACCCGCUGAACGGCGGGGGCAACCAAACGACGACCGACCUCGAUCUGGCCACCAUCAAGCGACAGGUCACUCGGCACAUCAACCAAAUGCGGAAGAGCCUGGCCGGUAAGGUCAAGGAAACGGUACAGUUUUUGGAACGUCACGAUGCAGCUCUUCCCACCGUUGGUGGUAGUGCGAUGGACCAGAGGAUCGUGAAGAAGCUAAUCGGCAACAAUCGACUGCCGGACUAUAGCUUCUACGAGAAUGUUUACCGAUCGGAUUUGGAGAAUCACAUCGAUGCACUGUUUCGACGACGGCAGGAUGACGGGGACGGAGCUAACGGCAGGGAUAGCAAGGAGAACGGAAACGUGAACGAAGUUACGGUUACCUUGGGAAAAGAGGACGAUGAGUCGGAGUCCGAAUCGGAUGACGACGAACCGCCCGGUGGUUUGGUUGGAUUGAUUGCCAGCCUGAGUGGCGGUGAGGAAGGUUCCGAUGUUGGUGCCUUGGUUGGGGCCCUGUCGGCAGCGAUUACCAACAUUUUCGGACCUGACGGCUUGGACGUCCCUGGCUUGCUAGGAACUGGAACCGGUCUACUGGCUGGCCUACUGGGGGGCGACGAGAACUUCGGAAAGGUACUGGGAGGCUACGUAGGUAUUGCCGUUGAAGGAUUCUCCGGCGGAGGCGCUGACAAUAACGGAGCAUUUUUCGGCAAUUUUCUCGGAGCCGUAAUUGCCGCCUUAAGCUCGGAUCCAGAGGACGAGGAUCUACCCCUCAGACCGGAGCUGUUCAUUAAGAACUUCUUCAGCGGUUUGCAGGAUGCCAAGCGAAAGGGUGAUCCGGCUGCCGAAGGAUGUGGCGAUAGUUGCAAGGGAUCGGACCUGUUCGGCUUCAUCGGGCACGUCGUGGCCUCGAUCGUCGGCGGAGUCACCAGCCUGGUGCUGAACGCUUCGCUUGGUUCGUCCGGUGGUUCCUCGCAGGGUUCGGCCGAUGCUUCCGGGGCGUCCUCGGCCGGCAGCAGUGGCGACGGCUGCAAGCAUCCGUGUGAUGCCACUUCACACUAG
Molecule: messenger RNA, 1524 nt
Organism: Sabethes cyaneus
Lineage: Eukaryota; Metazoa; Arthropoda; Insecta; Diptera; Culicidae
Exons: 8
Coding region: 1-1524 (507 amino acids)
Source: RefSeq, a predicted model, not a curated record